Messenger RNA from Pleuronectes platessa (European plaice), 1221 nucleotides. Its product is annotated as keratin, type I cytoskeletal 13-like. The transcript is spliced from 9 exons. Lineage: Eukaryota; Metazoa; Chordata; Actinopteri; Pleuronectiformes; Pleuronectidae. The record is from RefSeq and is a predicted model, not a curated record. Bases 34 to 1221 code for a protein of 395 amino acids. Gene Ontology annotation, molecular function: structural molecule activity.
UCUGUGUCGUCUGCAGGAAACACCUCUUCCAUCAUGAUGUCCUCCAUCUUCUCCUCCAGGUCCAGCUCCGGCGGCUCCACGAUGGGCCUCAGGGCCGGCAGUGUGUACGGCGGAGCAGGAGGAUCUGGAGCCCGCAUCUCGUCCUCCAGCAGCUACAACGUGUCCAGCAUGGACGAGAGCCUCAUCGGCAACGAGAAGUUCACCAUGAGGAACCUGAACGAGCGGCUGGCCUCCUACCUGGCCAAGGUGCACUCCCUGGAGAAGGCCAACGCCGAGCUGGAGCUGAAGAUCCGACAGUUUGUGGAGAGCAAGGUGGGACCGUCCACCAGAGACUACAGCAGCUUCUCCACCAGCAUCGCUGACAUCACCACCAAGGUUCAAGGCGCCAUCAGGGGGAACGCAGCCGUCCACCUCAGCUUCGAUAACGCUCGCCUGGCGGCGGACGACUUCAGGACCAAGUUUGAGAGCGAGCUGACCCUGCGUCAGUCGGUGGAGGCUGACAUCAGUGGACUGAGACGAGUCCUGGAGCAGAUGAACCUGGACCAGUCGGACCUGAGCCUGCAGAUCGACGGCCUGAAGGAGGAGCUGCUGUUCCUGAAGAAGAACCACGAGGAGGAGCUGCUGGCCAUGCGUGCUCAGAUGAGCGGUCAGGUGCACGUGGAGGUGGACGCCGCUCGGGGGGGGGACCUCACGGGUGUCAUGGCGGAGAUCAGAGAACAUUAUGAGACCAUCACCGCCAAGAACCAGCGAGAGCUGGAGAGCUGGUUCCAGAACAAGACGGAGUCCCUGAACAAGGAGGUGAUCACCCAGACGUCCACGCUGCAGACGUCCCACUCAGAGGUCACAGAGGUCACAGAGGUCAAGCGCUCGCUGAGCAUGAAAGCGUCUCUGGAGGCGACUGUGGCUGAGACUCAGAACCGGUUCUCCAUGAAGCUCACCAGGUUCCAACUGCAGGUCUCGUCCCUGGAGGAGCAGCUGGAGCAGCUGAGGACGGAGCUGGAGAGACAGGCUCUGGAGUACCGGACGCUGCUGGACAUCAAGACGCGUCUGGAGUUGGAGAUCACAGAGUACAGGAGGCUGCUGGACGGGGAGGCCGCCAGCAGCAUCAGCACUUCCUCCUCCACGACCACGAGGGUGGUGACGGUGGUGGAAGAGGUGGUUGAUGGGAUGGUGGUGUCGUCAUCAUCCAAAACUUCCUCCACCUCCAGCCAGAUCCGCUGA